AAAACCUUGCCUACAACCUACGAAGCAAGUAAGCAUCUGACAGAAUCAUCAUCUCUCUUUCUUCUAGGGUUUUGGGGUUCUUGAGGAGGAGACGCUAUUAAACAUGCAGCUGACACUUGAGUUUGGAGGAGGCUUGGAGCUUCUUUGUGACUCUAAGAAGAUUCAUAAUGUCAAUGUUGAACAACAAAAUGGAGAAGACAAGUUAACCAUGAAAGGUUUGCUUUCCUGGGUGCGCACCAACUUGAUUAAGGAGAGGCCUGAAAUGUUCAUGAAAGGAGAUACUGUGAGACCUGGAGUUCUUGUCCUUGUGAAUGAUUGUGAUUGGGAGCUAAGUGGUCAGCUAAGCACAUCACUGGAAGAUAAAGAUGUGGUGGUUUUUAUAUCAACCUUACACGGUGGGUAGGAUGUCCCAGUGAUCAAAUACUUAUGAAGUAAUUAUUAUUUCUUAAUGAACACUAAUGUUGGAGUCACUUGUGAUCUUGAUAAUAGUUAAAGUUUAGAAAUCAAAUUGGUGAAUCAGCCUUGUAUACCAUAUGCUCCUAAACGUCUGUACUUUUGUUGAAAUCAAAUUGCGCUUAUAUAGUCAAUACUCUCACGGUAUUUGGCAAGGAUGUAAAACUUUUCAGACAUUAACAAAGUGAAGUUUGUUUAGUGGAUCUCA
This is a messenger RNA of Lotus japonicus, 661 nucleotides long. RefSeq names its product ubiquitin-related modifier 1 homolog 2. Lineage: Eukaryota; Viridiplantae; Streptophyta; Magnoliopsida; Fabales; Fabaceae. Gene Ontology annotation, molecular function: protein tag activity. Gene Ontology annotation, cellular component: cytoplasm; nucleus. Gene Ontology annotation, biological process: protein urmylation; tRNA thio-modification. The record is from RefSeq and is a predicted model, not a curated record. The coding region runs from base 104 to 403 and encodes 99 amino acids. The transcript is spliced from 4 exons.